UUUGUUAGCCUGUAUUUGCUGAUCUGUAGCCCACUUAUAAAAUCCACUGAAAAUUGAAAUCCAACGAUAGAAUGUUUUUCUGUUUGUUUUAAUUCAGUAUAAUAACAGUUUCUUGAUGAUUGGGGGGACCUUAUUACAGUUCAUUCGUUGUCUGUCAUCAAUCCGCGUUGCGUUCGGUUUCUUUUGCGCGUCGAUUUUUUUUCUUUCUUUUUUCUCUUUCUUUAUUACUUCAUUUCUCUUGUGGAAUUGUUUUGUUUUCCAGUCACCAUCAGAUCUGCAUUUUCUUGAUUUCCUUGUUCAACCAUAGUACACCAAACUAAGCAAGCCCCCCUUUUUCUUCGAGCUAUCUGGGUUUCAAGAUCUUACAACAUUGCAGGUAAAGAUUCGAGCUUUAUGGUUUUUCUGAAAAGAAAAAUCUUGAAUUUUGCAAAAGGGGGUGUUUCUUGAUUAGGGUUUUGUAGGUACAUGAAAUUCAAUUUUCAUGGAGGAAAGUGAAUCAGCAAACUUGUGGGUAGUGGAUAUAUUUGUGGGUAAUGGUGAAAUGAGAAUGUAAGUGUGAUUUUCUUGAAUUUUUAAAGAGGGCUGCACUUUAGUCUUAGUUAAAAGUGGUUAGAUUUUCAGACAAGUAGCUAUUUUGCUUGUCUGAAAAAAAAAUGGGAUCAAGGGAGGAGAGACACAGGCACAAUCAAGAUCUUGUUCCUUUAGCUGCACUAAUAAGUAGGGAAUUAAAAAUGGAGAAAAUGGAGAAGACAUCUUUGAGAAUAGGAUCUGCAGCUCAAUCAAGAAAAGGGGAGGAUUAUUUCCUAAUCAAAACCGAUUGCCAAAGAGUCCCCGGAAAUCCAUCCACAUCGUUCUCCGUUUUCGGGCUUUUCGAUGGGCAUAACGGGAAUGCAGCAGCAAUAUUUUCGAAGGAUCAUUUAUUGAAUUAUGUUAUGGAUGCAAUCCCACGUGGGCUUGGGCGUGACGAAUGGCUUCAAGCUUUGCCUCGAGCUUUAGUGGCUGGCUUCGUUAAGACAGACAAGGAGUUUCAAAGCAAAGGGAAAACUUCUGGAACUACUGCGACAUUUGUAAUUAUCGACGGGCUAAUGGUUACAGUUGCGUCAGUUGGAGAUUCACGUUGCGUAUUAGAUGCUCAAGGCUGCAAUGUCUCUGAUUUGACCAUUGAUCAUAGACUCGAAGAAAAUGCAGAGGAAAGAGAACGUGUGACAGCUAGCGGAGGUGAAGUCGGUAGGCUGAACAUUUUUGGUGGGCCCGAGAUUGGUCCGCUUCGUUGUUGGCCGGGUGGCUUAUGCCUUUCGAGAUCGAUCGGUGAUAUGGAUGUGGGAGAAUUUAUUGUCCCCAUACCAUAUGUCAAGCAAGUGAAGUUAUCAAGUGCAGGGGGGAGAUUGAUAAUUGCUUCCGAUGGGAUUUGGGAUUCGUUGUCGUCGGAAAUGGCUGCAAAAUCUUGCCGUGGAUUGCCUGCUGAACUUGCUGCUAGGCUAGUUGUAAAGGAAGCACUAAGAACACGAGGGCUAAAGGACGACACGACAUGCGUAGUGGUCGAUAUAAUCCCUCCGAAUAACAACACACCGCACCCUUCUCCACCACCCAAGAGAUUCACCAAACUUCAAGCCUUAUUAUUCCGAAAACUUUCCAGCAAGUCGUCUGCUAAAUUAGCAAAGAAAGUAUCCGAUGUCGGUAUUGUUGAGCAAUUAUUCGAAGAAGGCUCGGCUAUGCUCGCCGAAAGAUUGGGAAACGAUGAUUCGAGUGGGCAAAAUUGUGGGGUGUUUGUGUGUGCCGUAUGCCAGGUGGAUCUAUCUCCAAACGAGGGGAUAUCGGUACAUGCGGGGUCGAUAUUCUCGAUGAGCUCAAAGCCAUGGCAAGGACCUUUUCUUUGUGGAGAUUGUCUUAAUAAGAAGGAAGCUAUGGAAGGCAAACGCCCAAGUGGUGUCAAAGUAGUUUAGUUAAUUAAUCAAUGCCUUCUAUUAUUAUUAAUUCUAUUCUUAAAACACCUAUUUUUUUUUUUCCUCAUAACCAUUCUUUUCUCAUUGAUUGUUCAAUAUCUAAAGUUAUUUAUUCAAUUAUUCAAUAUCUAAAGUUAUUUAAGCAGGAUUUAUUAUUUCAAACAGUGUAUAAUAAUCUCAAAUGUUGAAUAAUGCUCAAGACAAAUACAUGUAAUAUGAUUAGUUACCUA
This is a messenger RNA of Erythranthe guttata (spotted monkey flower), 2173 nucleotides long. Its product is annotated as Protein phosphatase 2C family protein. Gene Ontology annotation, molecular function: protein serine/threonine phosphatase activity. NCBI's taxonomy places the organism in Eukaryota, Viridiplantae, Streptophyta, Magnoliopsida, Lamiales, Phrymaceae. The record is from RefSeq and is a predicted model, not a curated record. Gene Ontology annotation, biological process: protein dephosphorylation.